GCAGGCGCCGCGUCCGCUCCGCAUCCACUGUGCGAGGCCCGCGACCGCCGGCGUUGAACACACGGCGCGGGGGUCGCCACGAGGAAGCAGGCGGCAGCUGCGCACGGGCCACAGCCUGCUGCCUGCGCUGCUAAACUAGCUCUGCACACCAAAUCUACCCAAUAAGUACUCGAGUCCGGAGACAGUGUUAUUAGCCACCCAAGUACAUAAAUAACAAACAUCAGGCCCGCCAGUCAUACUUCCGACGUGGCGUGUUUCGCGUUUAACAGUUUCCAUUGAAAUACUUCAAUUUUUUCCCCAUGCUAUCCAGAGCAAAGCGUCUCUACGUAUUUUGCACUGUUGACGUCUGAUAAACGUACAUCCAAUAAUUGAUGGCCGCUGCCAUGUCCGCACCGUCAAAAAUUUGUCUCGCAACGAGAAUAUUCUUUCACCUUUCGACAAAUAUUUAACAUAAAAAGCUAUAGCAUUAUAUGAGCGUCGAAACAAUUAGUUCAGAAACUACACAGCAAGAAUCGCCGAUACAGUCACUAAGAAUUACAAAAACAUCAUUAGUUCCAUUACAGUAGUCAUAUAUCUUACGAUAGAGAUGGAGCAACAUAUUAAAUAUUCUAGAAACUUGAGCUACGAGUGGAGCGCGGGAAAUGACGAAAUACAUGGGAAAUUAAUCGUAGCAGACGCAUCCUGUUCGUGUAUAUUUGCCGUUUGCACUAUUAAGUGAGAGAAGAAACUUCGCGACCUAAAAUGUUCCAGUCCGUAGGAACGGCUGCUGACCUCUGAACGUUUCCGUACAUGCGCUCUGGAAGAGACAAGGUCAUGCCGUAAAGUGCGAAACAGCGGAAAACAGGAUCUUCGACACUGCAUCUGCACGGAACGAAGUACCAAGAUGGAGCUGACGCCGCGGGCAUGACGGCGGUCGCUGCCGCCCCCGCCUCCUCCGCCGCCGCCGCCGCCGCCGCCUCCGCGCCGCGCCUGCAGCCGCCUCCGCCUCCACCCGCCGGCCUCGCCCCCCUGCCCAGUCCCCAGCUCUCGCCCCCCGGACUCACGUGCCUGCUGCUGGGACUCGCCAUCGUGCUGGCCGCCGCCUCCUCCGCCCACGCUCUCAGCUCGGACGUCCUCAAAGCAGCCGAUGCCGCCGUCUCCUCGCCCUCCGCCGCCUCAGAUGGCGCUCCAGCCAACUUCCGCCCCCCAGCGGCGAGUUCCCCAUCUCCGGAGCCGCAGCCGCGUGAGACUGCUCUUCCAGAGAAUGCGCUUCCUGCCGCGCGGCCGGAAGCAUCGGCAUCGGAGUCCUCGCCGGUCCCCGUGCAGUGCAAACGUACUCUCGCCAGAGUUUUCGGAGGUGGGGACGUGAUGGCUGUUUCCGACGGCGAGAGGCGACAGUGCGGACAGCUGAUUUCGUCUAGAGGUUUCAUCAGAAGCUCACACUCUGGGAAACGCGAAGAUAGCCAAAAAGCAGCAGCUGCUGAAAGCAUAUCUCGGUCGUCUUCCAGGAAAACAAACUAUAUCGAAAAUGACAAAGUUCCGAUAUUAACUGCUACCAGCCACUUGCAGCGUGUUUACGAUAACAGCCAGCUCGGGAACGAAGCAAGUGUAGGUAGUAACUUUUUCAGUUUGCCCUCCCCUUCCCCUGUGGCGUCAAACUCUUCGCUUCCCUAUAAUACAACCAGCAAUAACAAUAGCAGACAUCAAGGCGAAAGCGAUUUCGAUGUGUAUCAAACGAGAGAUGUGGAACAACUGAGAAACGUUUCGUUUCUUCCUAUUCACCAUCAGCUGCGCAAGAAACCAACAGAAACUAAUCGCGAAACUGUCGUUAGCAAGGCAACAGCCUCUACCAUACUUCACACCGAAAGCCGUAUAUCCAGUUCCGAAAUUACACUUCUACAGAGAGACGACGACAUGUCAUCCGAUAAAUCAGCGGCUCCGAGUAACACGCAAAACACAGCAUGGCUGGACGGUGCCGCGAGUGCAAUUAAAUCUUCUGAAGAAACUUCGGAAGAGUUAAAACCACAUUUUUACGAAUUCUUCGACAGCUUCUUGCACACCUCUGUGGGCGUGAUUCCAAGAGAUCGUAACUGGGACACUAACCCGACGCCUGUUACAACUGGACUUGGGCACAAUGAAGAAACUCUAUCUGUAAGGAAGGCGAUUGGGUAUUAUACAUGGCCAGACUCUGAUAUUGCCGAGUAUGCACUUCCAGACUCUACAGAAGCGAGCCAAGUGGAUGCGAUUUCCCAGCCUGAUGACCAGACGGCAGUGUCAAGCGAUAAGUCGACAAAAGCAGAUCUCGAGUCGGUGCAGAGUUCGGAAUCAACUGGAGAGGUCUGUUUCAUGUCAGGAGGGACUGAAUUAUCUGGAUCAUUGAAGACGUUUUGUAAAGGUGUGACCAGUAGAAUGCGACACGGGGCAGAAGUUUCUCCGGCGUUCGAUGGCGGAGAAAGUGCGCGAGUGAGAACUGAUGGUGUGGUGGUUGACAGAACGUUGCGACCUAUCCCGACUGUGAGUUUGGUUAACACGUGGUCUGAUGUACGUCUGGGGCGCAGUAGUGAAUGGGACGUAACACCUGCAGCGAGUGAUGUUUUGUACGAAAAGAGCGCCGGGUCCUUCCCAGGAACGACAGCACCCCAAGCUGCUAUAAGCGGUCCUCGUCUCCGCCAGCUGAUAUCGCGCUCGCUGGUGAGGAACGAGGAACGGCGGGUGACGGGUCCCGCCCACGGGUUCCUGCAGUCACCGGUGACGGGGCUCGAACCACCGACCCAGACCCCGGGCUCCACUGAGCGCGUGACCAUCCUGGGACUGUUCGAGCUGACGACGCGACGCGGUGUCCGCCUGGAGGGCCACAGCGAGCUGGCCGCAGCCCAGAUGGCGGUCAGGCACAUCAACGAGCGUGGCGUGCUGCCCGGUUUCCACCUAGAGUUGCACACCAACGAUACCAAGUGUGAUCCCGGCGUAGGCGUGGACACGUUCUUCCACGCCCUGUACACGCAGAACUCGACUCGCACCGUCAUGCUGCUGGGCUCCGCCUGCUCUGACGUCACCGAGAGCCUCGCCAAGGUCGUGCCCUACUGGAACAUCGUCCAGGUGUCGUUCGGGUCGACGUCUCCGGCGCUGAGCGACCGCAAGGAGUUCCCCCUCUUCUACCGCACCGUCGCGCCGGACUCUUCGCACAACCCGGCCCGGCUGGCGUUCGUGCGCGGCUUCGGUUGGGACACGGUGGCCGCGCUCAGUCAGAACGAGGACGUCUACUCGCUGGCGGUGAACGACCUCGUGACGGAGCUGGAACAGGCCAACAUCACAUGCAGCGCCACCAUCACGUUCGCAGAGUCCGACUUCGAGGACCAGAUGCGCAUGCUGCGGGAUCUUGACACCAGGAUCAUCAUCGGCAGUUUCUCGCAGCAGGUGGCUCCGAAGAUUUUUUGUGAGGCCUACCAGCUGGGCAUGUUCGGCGGCGACUAUGCGUGGAUCCUGCAGGGCGGCCCCGACAGCCGCUGGUGGCGCAACGCCUCGGCCCCCUGCCCGCCCACGCAGCUGGCCGCCGCCGUCGAGGGCUUGCUGCUCGUCUCCUCGCACAACCGCCUCGUCGGCAGCGCGCCCGCCAUCUCGGGCAUGACGAACGCGCACUUCGUGGAGGAGUUCUCUCGGCGCGCGCUGCCCGUGUCGCCCUACGCGCCGCAGACGUACGACGCGGUGUGGGCCAUCGCUCUGACGCUGCGCGCCGCGCACCUCCGCUGGGCCGGCGCCACCACCGUGCGCCACUUCGACUACUCGCGCCGCGACAUGGCGCAGGAGUUCCUGCGCCAGAUGGGCCGCCUCAGCUUCCUCGGAGUCUCGGGUCCAGUGUCGUUCAGCGGCGCCGACCGCGUCGGCAUCUCAGCGUUCUACCAGGUACAAGGUGGCGAGGUGGUGACGGUGGCGCUGUUCGACCCUGCGACGGGCACGCUGGACUUCGGCUGCCCCGGCUGCGGCGCGCUGGCGUGGCAGGGCGGCCAGGUGCCGGUGGCGCGGCGCGAGUUCCGGUUGCGCGUCGUCACCAUCGAGCCGGCCGCCUUCCUCAGCGUCGCCUGCCUCGCCGUCGUCGGCAUCUCGCUCGCCGUCGCCUUCCUCGCCUUCAACCUGCACUUCCGCAAACUCAAGUACAUCAAGCUGUCGAGCCCGCGCCUCAACAACAUGGCGGUGGUGGGCUGCAUCCUGGUGUACACGGCCGUCAUCCUGCUGGGCCUGGACCACGCCACGCUGCCCGCCAGCACGCACUUCCCCGCCGUCUGCACGGCACGGGUUUACCUGCUGUCAGCUGGUUUCUCCUUGGCUUUCGGUUCCAUGUUCACGAAGACGUAUCGUGUGCACAGGAUCUUCACCAGGAGUCGCAGCGGAGUCGUAAAGAAUAAGCUGCUGCAGGACACGCAGCUAAUAUCGCUGAUCUGCGUGCUGCUGCUGAUCGACGGUCUGAUCGUGACGCUGUGGGUGAUCGUGGACCCCAUCCAGCGCCACUUGCGCAACCUAACGCUCGAGAUAAGCGCGUCCGACCGCAGCGUCGUGUACCAGCCACAGGUGGAGGUGUGCCGGUCGCAGUACACGCACUCGUGGCUGGGCGCGCUGUACGCCUACAAGGGCCUGCUGCUCGUCGUGGGGGUCUACAUGGCCUGGGAGACGCGGCACGUGAAGAUCCCGGCGCUGAACGACUCGCAGUACAUCGGCAUGAGCGUGUACAGCGUGGUGAUCACAAGCGGCAUCGUGGUGGUGCUGGCCAACCUCAUCUCGGAGCGUGCGACGCUCGCCUUCGUCACCAUCACGGCGCUGAUCCUGACGUCGACGACGGCGACGCUCUGCCUGCUCUUCCUGCCCAAGAUGCUGGCCAUCCUGGGUCGCGCCGCGCACGCCGACCCCAUCGUCGAGAGCAUGGGCCUCAAGAUAGAGUGCAACACCCGCAGGUUCGUGACGGACGACCGGCGGGAGCUGUACUACCGCGUGGAGGUGCAGAACCGGGUGUACCGGCGGGAGAUGGCCGCGCUCGACCUCGAGAUCGGCCGCCUCAAGCGGCAGCUGUUCGACUCCCCGGCGGCCUCCUCUGCCGGCUCCACGUCUUCCGUGGGCACCAGGCGGGGCGAGCUGUCGCCGCUGGAGGCGACGGCGCUGGCGCGACUGAGCAUCGACGAGGCGAUGCCGAACCCGGCGGCCGGCGUGGGCGGCGGACUGCCGCUGCUGCUGCUGUCGGUGCUGCCGCCGGUGAUCCCGCGCGCCAGCUGGCCCUCGGCCGACCGCGGCCAGCUGCCCAUGCGCCGACAGGUCACCUUCAGCUCCGAGCCCAAGCUGGACGACAACGCGGCCGCCGCCGUCUGCUCCCAGCCCGCGCCCUCCGCCCACGGCGACUACGACGACGUCGCCAGCUUCGACCACGACGGUGACGUCGACGCGGAUGUGGAGGGACUGCACGGCGCCAAUCGGAAGCAGGGAGUCUUUGGGCGCAUCUGGAGCUUCUUGGGGAGCAGUCGCCCUUCCAGUCGCAAGGCGUCGGCGACAUCGUUCAGCGGCGGCGGCGGCGGCGGCGGCGCUGGGAUCGCGUCGGCGCUGCGGCUCCACAUGGGCUACUUGUCCGGCUUGGUGGCGGGCAGCGGACCCGUAGGCCACCACGGCGGCUCCGGGGCGUCCACACUCAGCCACAGCCAAUGCGCGCUCGGAACAGCGAUGGUGCCGGCGUCAUCGCGCGAGCUGCACCCCCUGAAGAAGCUGAGCAGUGCCGGCAUAGCCACGGGCGGCAGCGGGCCCAUCAUCAGCGUCACCUCCAACGACGAUGCCGACGACGCCGACGUGGGUCGCCGAAAGUUCUCUCUCGGCAUGUGUCUCUCCAGGGACCUGGACGGCGGCCCCGUAGGCAGCCCGUGCGUGCUGUCCAAGGAGGCGCUGCGGCGCGCCAGCGCCGGGGCGUCGCCGCGGCCGCGCGCCGGCAUCCACCACCAGCACUCGCAGCCCAACCUGCCGUUCCGCGAGCGAGCCAGGGGGUCGCCGCGCUUCCCGCACCGCGUCGUGCCCGCCUGCAGCCUGACGGCGCUCGACAGCCGGCGCAAGAGCAGCGCCAGCUUCGCGCAGCUGCUGCAGCAGCAGUACCAGCUGCAGGUGCAGCGCCGCCGCAGCAGCCACCACCACCACCUGCACGUGCGCCACGGCCACCAGCGCGCCGACCUGCUCGACAAGUGCCGCUCCCUCGAGGACGCCCGUUCCUUCCACGGCGGGUCGGCCGCUGCGCACGCUGCCCUACACCAGGUGUCUGGGUCGAACUGGAAACCCCGUGCUGCCAGCUACAGCCCCAACUGUGACGUUUGGGGAACGGCGGAGUUCGGCAUCCCUCUGAGUGAACUGGCCAACAGCAACCGCGGGCGAGACCGCGACAGCGCUCCCAACGUCAAGGACUAGGAACAGAACCACCUGAAGAGGUGCAGCUGCUACGAACCACCUGCGUCUGCCACGCCACGUCUGGUCGCUCGACUCCACCUGCUACCACUGCCUUGUCUAACGAGGUUCUUGGUUACCACGUCUUAUAAUCGAAGUACUUCUGCUUGUCCAACACAGAGGCCACUGUGGUCGCAAUAGCCUGCGUCGUCCCAGCGGCCACGCUCUGGCUACGACGGAGAAAUGCAGUUUGCUGCUCCCGUGAAGCUACAGUCCUAAUCCACGAUGCGUUGUGAGCGGCUGAUUUGAUCAAAAAGUUCCAUGAGCACGUCUAGAACCCAAUUAAAUUUUUCCCGUAUGUCUCUUCAAACUGCCCUAAUUAUCUUCUCAUCUCAAUUACUGUCACAGCUGCUACAACAGCAUACUUAGAUUACGUGCCUAGAGUAUUUAUUCAUCAUCAAAUUAACGGAACAUAACUACAGACAUAAUGAGUCAAUACGACAAGGUGGAGAUCAUCUGUCAAACAGCUGGGCUCUGCCGGAAAAACGUCCAACACUUCACGUAAUGCGGCAUGCCACUGAACAAUCUCGGUUCGAGGAUCACAUCCUACAUAAUGAUAAACUCCUGGAAGGAGAUUAAGAGAGGAAUUGUUGGAUCAAACAAGCAGUACCCAAGAAGAACACUAUUUAUGCAACCCAGUUUCCUCAGCUAGAAUAAUGUUAACAGAUAUCAUCGGCGUCGAAAGCUACAUCCUGACAUUUUUAAUUCAAAUUUCCACGUGUAGUCUCCCUCUCCAGUCGUCUUCUGCGCAACAUCACAUAAUGUGGAAUUUAUUUAUAACGUGUUAUUGCGUUUCAAACUCUACUCAACUCAGGUGUGAUGUUUAUAUUUUUAUUUCUUUGAAAGAGAAUGUGAAGCUUCAUCCUCCUUACGGGCCAUUUUGCACAUAACCAUUCUAUAUUUCUGGCUACGGAGCGAAAAUAAGAAAAGGAAGUCAAGGGGAAUAGUGUAAUACCAAGGAGUCGGAAAUUCUUCGUUCGCCGCUGGUAUAAUUGCUUCUCCCCUAAAAACGUAAAUUUCAACACAACGGUUGUAAUUUGCUAAUUAACUGCAGACAUGUUGUGCGACGUUACGCUACUUGUACGCUCUGGUUAAAGAGUAAAUUCGUACCAGCACAAACUUGUGCGUACGUAAUUGCAAUGACGCUUUCAACCGUAUCAAACGCAAGGGUUGCGCUACAUUUGGCUAAUAACUGCUUUCAGAAAAUCUUAUGAACGAUUCCCACACUAGCAAACGACUUUUCCUGUGCUGUCUGACCGAAAACCAGUUACCACGACAGAAGGUGAGAAUAGAAGUGAAGCAGAGAAAAUAAUUUGAUUGGGAAUUGAAGUUAGCUUAAAUUUCAUUCACUCUAAAUGCAAGACUGGACUAUGACUCCUUACAAUGGUAAAUAAGAUUAUUACUAUGAACCCUGUAAGUUUUUACAGCAUCCUUUCUUACUUUGUAUGUUCUUACAAUAAUAUGCUGUAGCACUGACACACGCUACUUUAUGUUGCGUGGGCGAACAUAGUAGUAGGUUUUUAACUGUACGUUCUCAAUAACUGCGUCCCGGAGAACAAUACGUGUUUUUUUCUCACUCAGUAAUAGUAAUAUCUGAUGGACAUUAGAAACAUCAGAAAACUUAAAAUUAGCAAAAUAAGUACUGCAUUCCUGGAGCAACUAAGACAAAGAAAACGGACUCUUCCUUCUUACGUAAUAUGUUAGACCUAUUGCUAAAACACUGUUUCCAUGCAGAGUAGUACAUCUGUAUAAAACUAGGGCCAUUUUAAUUAUUUGUUUUUGUUAUGUCAUAGAGUCAGCGUCUUCUACGGACGCAUGAGCGGUAUGGUCUUCCUGAAUAUCCAGUCAGUAAAGCAAUCUAUUCUGUUUAAACAUCAUUUCACUACAGAAAACAAAAACAGAAACUUUGUACUAGCGGGCAAGUAAACUUUGUCGAAGUGUCAUCGCAGGAAUGAUCAAGGUAAAUCUUCACAUUGAGAAAAUUGGCAUGAUACGAUGCUGUUACAAGAAUCGUCCUUAAUAACCAUGGAACUGUGAAGACACCAAUAUAUUUCCAGUAUAAUCUCAUUUAAUGAGACAAUUACGGAAAUUACACUGUAAUAUAUAGUUUCUAAUUAGUCUGUCUAUAACAAAAGAAAAUUGGACUAUAAAAUAUGAAUUUGUUGUGCAAAUUCAUUGACAAAAUGUCGUUCAAAAGUUAGAUGGAAGAAAGGAGACAAACAAGAAGUCCAACCACAUUAAUUUUAUUCGUUUAUCAUCUGGAAGAAGAUGUUGUGUAUUUGUAACACUUCUUCUAACCAACAUUGUUUUAGUCGAUAUUUUUUUGCGUAAAACCGAAAAGAAUGAAACAGCUGUUAAAUUAUAUAUUUUUUGUGUGCCUUUACUUUACAUUUUAAUCAAAUUAAAGACAAAUUUUUGUUUUGUUAUCAAUAAUCUGAGCCUAUUAAUUCUUUCGUAGGAAUAUAUCUUUCCACCUUAGAGAACAUUUAGCAUGAAAUCUGUGUUCGUACAUCCUUGUAGCAACUUUUGGGUGAUUCUUUCAAGCCAUUAUUACACCACGCAUAUCUUUCAAUAAAGUUAUAUUUUGUGACAGGGACAUUCAUGAUAUCAUGCGUAAAUGAUAUUUUGUAUACUAAUGUUUAUCUUUCGUUGUGCGAAAGUAAAUGAACGAUGGUUAUGGUAGAAAUAUAUUUUAAGUUUAAAAAUAUCUGAUGUCACCCACAAGAAAAUUUCUUCCACGGUUUCUACGACUUUAUUUUGUAAAAUGUUUCUCGGUGAGAUAGUUCUUAAGCGAUCCAUGCUCAUAAUACCGGUACUCUUAAUGAAAAUUAGUAUUCCUCAUGACGAAUGUUUUCCCUCAGCCGCGUCCAAUGAAAUACUUGAUCUAUUUUCGGAGAUAUUUUACAUGUGUUGUAGUGAAAUAAUGGCUUAUCCUUCUACAUUCAAAGUCCUUGUUGUUCAGAUCUGUAUAAAACGUUAGAACUACCUUUAAUUUUAAUCCCUCGCCGAAGGUAAUAAUGUGUCAAACGACUGUACAUGUAACUCGAAGAUGAGCAAUAAACUUUCAAUUUUCAUUGUGCAAUUAAUGUAUAAACUGAAAGGCAAUCAUAUUUCAUGUGAUCUAUAUGAAUGUUAAACGCUUCUUCUCUCUUGGCACUAUUGUUUCUGUAGACCUAAGUGAACUGAUGUCAAUAUAUUUUCCACUUUGUAACAUGUGGGAAGCAUUUCUCUCAAGUGCCAAGCAGUAAAAAUAUUACUAUUUUUUGUUCUGUAGAAUAUAACUAAGUCUAUUGCUGUUGAUUGAUGAAUAGAUUAUUAAAAGGAGCAUCGUUUUUG
Schistocerca gregaria is the source of this 9774-nucleotide messenger RNA. RefSeq lists its product as uncharacterized. The transcript has 21 exons. The record is from RefSeq and is a predicted model, not a curated record. Gene Ontology annotation, molecular function: G protein-coupled GABA receptor activity. The coding region runs from base 904 to 6402 and encodes 1832 amino acids. Gene Ontology annotation, biological process: gamma-aminobutyric acid signaling pathway; G protein-coupled receptor signaling pathway. Gene Ontology annotation, cellular component: G protein-coupled receptor heterodimeric complex; membrane. NCBI's taxonomy places the organism in Eukaryota, Metazoa, Arthropoda, Insecta, Orthoptera, Acrididae.